Molecule: messenger RNA, 1231 nt
Organism: Astyanax mexicanus (Mexican tetra)
Lineage: Eukaryota; Metazoa; Chordata; Actinopteri; Characiformes; Acestrorhamphidae
Product: coiled-coil domain-containing protein 106-like
Exons: 4
Coding region: 24-947 (307 amino acids)
Cellular component (GO): nucleoplasm
Source: RefSeq, a predicted model, not a curated record
GUAUAACAUAUAUAUAUUCACGUAUGUAUCGUUUAUUUACUAUUAAAACUGUCAGGUGGAACUUUGUAAUAUGGGUUGAGUUAAUUAAGGGGGGCACCAGGGGGGCCACUAAUAACGCCGCCGCUGCUGCAGGGAGAAGUCCGGUCGUGAUGGAGUUGAGCAGUAUAUCUGCAGCUCGCCCCAAACGAGGCAAAAAGACCAAUAAAUCUGCAGAAACCAACAAAGAAGGGGAGCAUGGCACAGUUACCCAGUUAGCCCCAACAGCUGUGAUGUCCUUGAAAAAACACCAGAUUCUACUGGCUGAAGCAAAGAAGAAUGAGGAGGCUAUGUCUAAAACAAUUGCUGACCUGAAAGAAGAAAGGGACGGUCUUCUAAAACAGUUAGACGAAUACCAGAAGAAAGGUCUGAAAGGUGGCACCGCAGAGGACGAUUCGUCUGAUCUAUGUGAGGACCAAGAGUCAUCAGAGUUUUCUGAAUCUUCUUCAUCUUCCUCUUCUACGUCAAUGUCAAGUUCCUCUGAAGAGCAGAGAAAGAAGAGAAAGAAACACAAGCACAGCCACCAGAAGAAGCUCAAAAGAAAGAAGAACAAAAAAGGAAAAGAAGAAAAGAUGCAGCAGUAUAGAAAGAGAGCUGGAAAUCCUCAGCAGACUGUUAGAAGAUACAAGAAGAUUUUGCAUCAGUACAGAAGGGGGAAAAAUCUCCGUGAUGCAUACAGGGCUGUUGGAGUAGACAGAAACACUGUAGUGGCCAAUGCUCCCAUUGCAGAGCUAGCUAUCGUGGCACCCCAAGAGUACAGUAAGGUGUUGGAGGGUUACUCAAGGCAGGAGAAACUGCAGGUGUUUGCAAAAAAGUGUGAAGAUGUCUUAAAUAAUGAUGUACAGCUGUUAAACAAUGUGGAAAUGUACAAAAAGAAAAACAAGCUUCUGCCUUUAAUGAAAAGAAAGUAAGUUUUUUUUGUAAUGUUUCGCAAGCUUGCCUAUUGUUUUGGACUGUAAAUAAAACUAAAAUGGACAUCCAACAGAUGACAGUGUUAUUGGCUGUGAAGACAAUGUUUUAAAAGUGCAGCAAUGGCAGAGUUAUUUUUCAGUUGUUAAUGAUUCAGAAGAUUUUGUUGAAUUUGUCAUUUUUGAGUGAAAUUGUUAUUACUGUCAUCUUCUUUUCUGUUUUUGAAAAAUAAGUUUUUUGGUUGCCACUUUGAAUUUAAUAAAGACCUGCAAGUUGUUACCAGUAA